Molecule: messenger RNA, 1009 nt
Organism: Boleophthalmus pectinirostris (great blue-spotted mudskipper)
Lineage: Eukaryota; Metazoa; Chordata; Actinopteri; Gobiiformes; Gobiidae
Product: caspase-7-like
Exons: 4
Coding region: 20-889 (289 amino acids)
Biological process (GO): proteolysis
Molecular function (GO): cysteine-type endopeptidase activity
Source: RefSeq, a predicted model, not a curated record
UGGUAAGAGAGGUGCAUAAAUGGUGUCACAUGCAGUAAAAGCCAGACUGUACACUGUGUUCUUACCUGUAGACAGAAACAUGUCGCUGCUUAGAGGAGAGUGUAACCGAGCUCUGAUAGUGUCUGUGGGACACUUUGAUUAUGGGGUGAACCUGGGCUGGAGGCCUGGAGUGAGCAAAGAUGAGAAAAAACUCCACCGGAUUCUCAGCAAACUGGGCUUCAAGGUGGACAUCCACACAGACCUAAGCUCUGAGGAGAUCUACCAACUCUUCAUGAAAGAGAGUCAGCGGCCUGUGAAGGACUGUUUUCUGGCUGUGCUGUCAUCUCAUGGCGAGGAGGGUUGUGUCUUUGGAGCAGAUGGAAAACCUGUCAGACUGUCUCACAUCUUCAGAUUCUUUGCCAACAAGUGCAUGGAGAAUACAGCUAAACUAUUCUUUAUUCAGGCUUGUCGUGGAAAUGGUCUUGAUGAUGGUGUUGAAGUAGACUCAAUAGACUCAGUGGACAGCACAGAAGGAAGUUUUUCACCUGAUCUAUCUGUGCCCAUAGACACAGCCGUCAUGUAUGCCACUGCACCAGGUUACGCUGCUUUUAUGCACCCACUAGGAUCGGUCUUUCUCCAAACACUUUGUAAACUGCUGGAAGAAGACGGCAACCGAAAUCUAGAGCUAUCCCGAUUAAUGACCCGCUUGUGCCACAGAGUUGCAUACACCUUCCAGGCCAAAGGUCGUGUCUAUGGUGGGAAAAAGGAAAUGCCCUGUCUGCUAUCUCGCAUGACCAGAGAAGUUUACCCCUUUGCAGAAGCUGGGAAAGACACUGGUGUUUUGGGACUGUCAGCAAGUGUAAUGAUUGGCACUGAAAAUGUCAGAAAAAGAGUGCCAUCAAUCAGUUAGCCAAAUGCCUCCCAUGACCUGUUACAUAUGCAAGAACGAACAACAAGGAAACAAGCAAAAAAUAAGUUAUUUGUACAUACUAUAUAAUGUACAGUAUGUCUAUAUGUAUUGCUUGUGCCA